Molecule: messenger RNA, 3768 nt
Organism: Hyaloperonospora brassicae
Lineage: Eukaryota; Oomycota; Peronosporomycetes; Peronosporales; Peronosporaceae
Source: the annotation of a GenBank genome assembly
AUGAGCGACCUGCAGAUGGUCACCGGGGCCAAGUGCUUUGUCCCCGACGAGACGCACGUGUGGCUGGCCGCGCAAGUCCUGCGCGACGAGAACUCGGGCGACGGCAAGACGCGCAAGAUCUACUGCACCGUGGAGCUCCCGGACGGCGGGACGGAAGAGCGCUGCGUGGACAUGCUGGCCAAGAAGACCAAGGCGCUGCUGGCCGUGCACGAGCUCGAGACGCUGCCGUACCAGAACGAGCACGUGGGCCCCGAGGGCAUUGAAGACAUGAUUACGCUCAAUUACCUGCACGAGGCUGCGAUUCUGUUUAACAUUAAAAAGCGCUUUUUGUGCGAGCUCCCGUAUACGUACACCGGCGACAUUUGCAUCGCCAUUAACCCGUACAAGUGGCUCCCCGAGCUCUACGCCGAGGAGCAGCACCGACGGUACUUGCACCAGCCCAAGGAAGAGCUCCCGCCGCACGUGUACGCGACGUCGGUCGCGGCCUACGACAACAUGCGGCGCUCGGAGUGGAACCAGUCGAUCCUCGUGAGCGGCGAGUCGGGCGCGGGCAAGACCGAGACGACCAAGAUCCUCAUGAACCACCUCGCGACGAUCGCGGGCGGCAUGAACAACUCGACGAUCAAGCGCAUCAUCGAAGUGAACCCGCUACUCGAGUCGUUUGGCAACGCUAAGACCGUCCGGAACGACAACUCGAGUCGCUUUGGCAAGUUCACGCAGCUCCAGUUUGACCAGCAGGGCACGCUCGUGGGCGCCAAGUGCCGCACGUACCUCUUGGAGAAGACGCGCGUGAUCCAGCACGAAGCGCCCGAGCGCAACUACCACAUUUUUUACCAGCUCUUGGACUCGCCCGCCAUGGCGGCGGAGCUCCAGCUCGACGCGACCAAACACUAUGUCUACACGGGCAACAACACGGCGCAAAAGAUUGAGGGGCUGUCGGACGAAAAGCACUUUGGCAAGACGCGCGAAGCGCUGGCGCUCGUAGGGCUCUCGCACGAAGAGCAGCAGCCGCUGUUUGAAGUGCUGGCGGGAGUGCUGCACCUGGGCGAAGUACAGCUGCAGUCGGACGCGUCGGACGAUGAGAAGUCGAACAUCGCCGAAGGCGAUCGCGGCGCGAGCUCGGCGACCGAGAUGCUGGGCGUCACGUGGGCAGCACUGGAGACUGCGCUGUGUUCGCGGACCAUGCGCGCGGUGAACGACGUGUACAGUGUGCCGCUGAAGAAAGAGCUGGCGAUGAACUGCCGUGACGCGCUGGCGAAGGCUAUCUACUCGAACGUGUUUGACUGGCUCGUGACGACGAUCAAUCACUCGCUUGCGGACGAUAAGAACAUGGCGAACCACGUCGGUGUGCUGGACAUUUUCGGGUUCGAGCACUUUAAGCACAACUCGUUCGAGCAGUUCUGCAUCAAUUAUGCAAACGAGAAGCUCCAGCAGAAGUUUACGCAGGAUGUGUUCAAGACUGUGCAGAUUGAGUACGAGGAAGAAGGGAUUGUGUGGGACCAUAUCGAGUACGCGGACAACCAGGACGUGUUGACCGUGAUUGAGUCGCGCAUGGGUAUUAUUUCCUUGUUGAACGAAGAGGUGAUGCGACCGAAAGGUAGCGAGGAGUCGUUCAUGUCCAAGGUGACAUCGCUGCACAAGGAUGACAUGACGCACGUCAUUGAGUUCCCUCGCACGUCUCGUACCGAGUUCCUCAUCAAGCACUAUGCCGCGCCAGUCAUGUAUGAUUCGGUGGGCUUUCUGGAGAAACACAAGGACUCGCUGCUGCCUGACCUCUCUGAGCUCAUGCGCGGUUCGUCAAAGCCAUUCAUCGCAGAGCUUUUCGAACCAAAGCCGGAGCCCACGUCCGCUGCUCCUGAUGCGUCGGGCACUCGCCGAAAGCGCGGCGGUGCGUUGUCCAUCACGACCGUCGGUACUCAGUUCAAAGAGAGUCUGACAGAGUUGAUGGCGACGAUCAACUCUACCCAAGUUCACUACGUGCGAUGCAUCAAGCCCAACCCGAUCAAGAGCUCUUCUGUCAUGGACCAGUCUAUGGUGGUGUCCCAACUGCGAUGCGCUGGUGUGAUUGAAGCCAUUCGUAUCUCACGUGCAGCGUACCCGAAUCGGUUGCAGCAUACGGAGAUUCUGGACAAGUUUUGGCUGUUUGUGCCAAGCGGCGGUAACACGCCGGUCGAAAAGUGUCAACUGCUCAUGGACAAGCUGAAAAUAGAGUCCCCAGUGCAGUAUCAGAUGGGUAAGACCCGGGUGUACUUCCAGUUGGGAGUGCUGGAAGAGCUCGAAGACCGUCGCAAGAAAUUUCUGGAUGCCAAGGCCACGUACCUGCAGACUGUCAUGAUUGGCUUCACGCAGCGCAUCAAGUACCUUCGUCAACUGGCUGCGAUCAUCAAGCUCCAAUCAGUAAUCCGAUGCGUGAUUGCGAUGCGAAGGUACAACACGUUUAUGCAUGGCCACAUUCUGAUGCAGGCUCACUGGCGAGGUUAUCAAGGCCGAAAGAUUGCGGCAGAAGUCAAGAGCAACCACUACGCUGUCAUCAUCCAGCGUUAUGUGCGCGGCUUUGUGAAGCGUCACCGUUACGUCAACAUGCGUAUGAUGGUUAUUCGCGUUCAAGCCUUGGUUCGUAUGAUGAUCCAGAGGCCGAAGUACCUUGCCGCGCUCGAGGAGAAACGUCGUGAGGCUGACAUGGCGUAUCAACUAAACAAGUUGAAGGCCGCUCUGCAAGAAGAGCAGGAAAGGAAUGUCCAGUUGCAACGUCGCAGUAGUGUGACGACGGCGGACACGACUGCUGCCUCGAGCGUGGUGAUGGCCGACGCCGGUGGCAUGAUCGAGACUCUGACGGAUGAGAACAAGAAGUUGCGCGAAAAGAAUGGAGAAAUGAAGAUUGCAAUGAAGAGUCUGAAGGUCGAGAUUGAGAAGUUCAAGAGCGACAAGGAGUUCUCGUCGGCUGGCAACCACGUGAAGCUUCGUCAACUGCAAGACACGGUGCGCGAGAAAGACAAGAAGAUCCAAAUGCUUGAGGCCGACAACAAGAAGCUGGUGGAGCAGCUCGCAAAGAUCUACGUGGACGGUGUGCCGGAGAAGAAGUCGACGCAGAAGAAGUCGAUCUUCCGCACGCUAGGGUCCAAGAAGGAGAAGAAGCCUCGCGAGACCGUGCUUAUGGACUCACUCACUGGGUCGGAUGACCUGAACAGCCGUUCAUCAGAGACGCGUCAGUCAGAGCGCCAUUUCCCUCGCAUGCCGACCAUGAACGUCGGCACUCGCUUCUGGAACUCGAACAAGAAGGGUAGCAACAGCGACGGCUUUGACGUUUCAGAGGUCGAUGGUGAGGACAGUCCGACGGACAGCUCUGCGCGCAACACGAUCGUCAAGAGCGUGGAGGUGGGCGUAACGGGGGCCAUGUCGAGUCUGAAGGGUCGUAUGUCGGUCGUGAAGGGCAUGUACGAUUCUCGAAGCAAGCGCACGAACAGCAAGCCCGAGGAGACUGCGGGCACGAGUGAGAGCGUCCCGUCCGCGACGGUCAGUACCUCGAGUAGUGCGAAAGUGAAGCCGCCUCCGGCAAAGCCAGCCGAUCGCCCUGUGCGCGAGUCGUUCAACCUGGACGCGCUGCCCGAGGUGUCGCUGCCCGUCGGCUGGGAGGCCAAGGUGUCCCGCUCAACGGGUCGCGUGUACUAUGUGAACCGAAAGCUGGGCAAGUCGCAGUUCGAGCGCCCGACGCUCGCGUCGGUGAAGGCCCAGAAGCUGGCGCGCCAGAAGUCGGCAAGCGGACAGUAA